Cyclocybe aegerita is the source of this 1599-nucleotide messenger RNA. The record is from the annotation of a GenBank genome assembly. NCBI's taxonomy places the organism in Eukaryota, Fungi, Basidiomycota, Agaricomycetes, Agaricales, Hemipholiotaceae.
AUGGGAUCGCGUCUUCUUACUUCCUGCCUUUUGGCCAUCGUCAGCGCUGGCUUCCUCUCCGUGGCGCAUGCUGCACAUGUUAACUACAACUUCAACAUCGUCAACGCCAACAUCGCCCCGGAUGGCUUCACGAGGGCCGCCGUUCUUGUGAACGGUAUCUUCCCUGGCACUCUCAUUGAAGCCAACAAGGACGACAUCCUCCACAUCACGACUAACAACCAACUCGUCAACCCCACCAUGAGACGCAGUACUACAAUCCAUUGGCACGGUCUCUUCCAAUUCAGGACCGCGUCAGAGGAUGGACCUGCUGGUGUCAACCAAUGCCCCAUCGCGCCUGGUCACUCGUACACUUACGACAUUCCCUUGAACGGGCAACCAGGAACGUUUUGGUACCAUAGUCACUUGUCCUCUCAAUACGUCGAUGGCCUUCGAGGCGUCUUGGUCGUACGGGAUCCCGUCGACCCUCAUCUCAGCCUCUACGAUGUGGAUGAUGCAUCUACUGUGAUCAGCCUUGGGGAUUGGUAUCACAAGGCUGCACCUGGGAUUCAGGAAGUGUACCUCCGAGGGAAUCACGAACCCGUUCCCGAUUGUGGCACUAUAAACGGCGUCGGGCGCUAUGUGGGCGGUCCUGCGGUACCCCGCGCCCGUAUCAAUGUCGUCCAGGGGCAGCGCUACCGUUUCCGAGUCGUGAAUCUGUCAGCUUAUGGUCAAUUCACGUUCUCCAUCGAGGGCCACAGCCUGACCGUCAUUGAGGUUGAUGGUAUCAACCACGUCCCGAAGACUGUUGACGGUUUCGAAAUCUACGCUGGCCAGCGCUACUCCGUGGUCGUACACGCCAACCAGCCGAUCAGGAACUACUGGGUUCGUGCGCCCAUGGAGCUCCAGCACCAUAGUGACAAUGACAACCUUGACGAGGAAAAUAAUUAUGCUGUUCUGCACUACGCUGGUGCACCAUCGGGAGAGCCUACGACCAGAGCAAGGGACGGUGUAGAUAACCUUCUCAGGGAACACGAACUCGCUCCCCUCGAGAACCCUGGUGCUCCCGGAGGUAGCGCGCCAGCUGACCGCGUCAUCGACCUCUCCUUCACACGGAGUACCAACAACAAUCAGUUAAAGUGGACUAUUAAUGGCAUCCAGUAUCAUUCACCCACUGUCCCGACGUUGUUGAAUAUCAUCGCCAACGGCGCCACUGUCGAAAGCGACUUCACGACUCCAGAGCACACCUUCGUUUUGAAUCACAAUGAAAUCAUCGAACUUGUUAUCCACGGCUCGGCGAAUGGUCAUGUACACCCAUUCCAUCUUCAUGGUCAUGCCUUCGACAUCGUGCAGGGCAAUUCUGGACCAUCGAAUUACGUCAAUCCACCCCGCCGCGAUGUCGUGGGUGUCAAGGGCAGCACGGUAAUCAUUCGCUUCAAAGCCGAUAACCCAGGCCCAUGGUUCUUGCACUGCCACAUCGAUUGGCACUUGGAAGCAGGUCUCGCGGUUGUUUUUGCCGAGGCUCCGAACGAGCAGCGGACCGGACCCCAAUCGCAGAUCAUCAAGCAAGAGUGGUUGGACCUUUGCCCCAUUUACAAUGCUCUCCCUGCCGAGCUCCAGUAA